Molecule: messenger RNA, 6028 nt
Organism: Anopheles funestus (African malaria mosquito)
Lineage: Eukaryota; Metazoa; Arthropoda; Insecta; Diptera; Culicidae
Product: serine/threonine-protein kinase GL21140
Exons: 10
Coding region: 984-2867 (627 amino acids)
Biological process (GO): protein phosphorylation; intracellular signal transduction
Molecular function (GO): protein kinase activity; ATP binding
Source: RefSeq, a predicted model, not a curated record
AUAAUGCACUUUUACGCACCCAUUGCCAAAAUCCCAUUGUUGCUACAGCUCCAAAGUUGGUUGAACGGUGGGAUCUAUCGCUCUGUGGGAAGUGUUAGCUCUGGAAAAGGUGGAAAUAAUGCACUUUCUCACAGUGUAGUGUUUCGUUUCCGGCCUGCUUUACGCGUUGCUCGGUGUUGCCGUAUGCUUUCGUGAACGAUGCACUGAGCCUGAGCGCCUUCUCCUCAUCCCACCGACGAACGGACACAGCGAGCAACCAACCGACAACUUCACAUUCGCAGAUCGACAAUUUGUCACUGCGGCCCUUCAACAUCGUCCGCAUCCCGUUUUGCUGUGCUGUCCAGUCCGGGAGGCGUUUGUUUCUCCUAGACUGCUUUAAUUUGUCCCGUCAAAGUGUAUACUUUUAAUGUUUAUUAGUGCAUGUGCAUUGUUGUUAAAAUCUGUAGCGUGAGCAUUGUGUAUGUGUGGUGCCGGAAAAAGAAAGAAAAAUGUUCGCUUGAGUUGAGUACGUGUGUUUGUGUGAGUGUGUGUGCGUGUGCACGUCGGUACCGUGUUCUGUUUCCCGUUUGGCUCACCUGUAUCUGCUAAAAUAAGUGCGUUCAAAUAUAUUCUCCGACGCCAAUUGUAUGGAAAACGGUGUUUGAUGUUCGAUCAAGUGUUUCGCGUGUGUACCGUUACCGUUUUACCGUGUCUACACUUUCCCGAGCGAACGGCUCCCAUCGUACGUGUUGGGCGUUGGAUGUUGACGUCGUCGGUGUUGCAUUAUUAAUUAAUCCCGAGCAACUCUCGUGUGUCCGCCUGCUAUUCAAGGCACAGCGCAGAUAUCUGCUAACACGACAAGCACCGUCUAGUGGUAAAUUCUUUCCUAGUAAAGUCACACGAGCGUUCUACGGGAAGUGCCAAGUGGAAAAACUUCUUGCAUAAGACGCUUCAGAGGAUCAACAGUUACUCUGCUGAACAGGCAGACGCAGUAGCGAAGGGGCAUGGAAGUUAGCACCCAUACAACUUCGACACUCAGUCGAAGCAACAGCCGGACGAGCUCUAAUUCGGAGCUGGAAAAGGAACUAAUCGAUCUCGAUAUCAGCGGCGGAGGAAACAACAAAUCAAACACACUAAAGAAGCGCAUCUCGAGCAGUCGGACGCCGGCGAAGAAAGCAAAAAGGAUACGAUUUUUUCGUAAUGGUGACAAAUUCUAUCCCGGUAGUACGAUACCGGUGUCGGUGGAACGUUAUAGAUCUUUUGAUAGUUUAACGGAAGAUUUGACGAGAUUGCUGGAAGACAGCGUAACGCUAACUGGUGCGAUACGUGCAAUUUACACACUCGAGGGCAAAAAGAUCGAAAAGGUGGACGAUCUAGAAGAUGGCAAAUGUUACGUAUGUUCCUGCAACAAUGAAGGUUUCAAGCGAAUAGAUUAUAACGUAUCCAACACAAACACCAAGAAUCCCAACAGACUGUCUAGAAUAAUACGCCCACUGUCGCCAGUAAAGAACGGGGGCACAAAUGGUUCAACGCCGUUGAAAGAGAUCGAUUCCGUGGUGCAUCCCAGGAUCGUAACACUCAUAAGGAAUGGUGUGAAACCUCGAAAGAUCAUGCGAUUACUGCUAAACAAACGGAACAGUCCUACCUACGAACACGUGCUGACAGCGAUCACGCAAUGCGUCAAGCUAGAUACCGGCUGUGUGCGAAAAGUAUUUACCGUGUCCGGUAUACCGGUGCAACGAUUAGCACAGUUCUUCGAUGAAGAUGAUGUAUUCUUUGCGUACGGUAACGAACGAGUCGGGCUCAAUGAUUUUGAGCUGGAAGCGGAGGAAAGUAAAGCCAUCGCCGCGCAUCGGAAAACGCUUCGCAGCAGUACGACUAGGACGGGACCAAAGCCCAAGAUGCCUGUCAAGAGUCACAAUGACACGUUCGUUUGUGUGGAUGAAUCCGCGCUCAACGGUGGUAUCCUUCCGGACUCUCUGCCACUGGAAUUGCAGGCCAAAUAUACUCUUGGAUCAAUCAUUGGUGAUGGAAAUUUCGCCGUAGUACUGAAAUUGAAAGAUAAGCAAAAAAAUACAGAACACGCACUGAAAAUUAUUGACAAAUCAAAAUGCUCAGGAAAGGAUCACUAUCUAGCAGCAGAAAUUCGUGUCAUGAAAAAAUUAAAUCAUCCUUAUAUUAUACAGCUAGUGCAUGAUAUUGAAACGAUUAAAAACAUGUAUCUGGUGCUAGAGCUGGUUCGUGGUGGCGAUUUGUUUGAUGCCAUAACGCGUGUGACACGUUUUUCUGAGAAUCAAUCGAAGAUUAUGAUGAAACAUUUAGCUUCAGCGAUGGCAUACAUGCAUUCCCUUAGCAUCGUUCAUCGGGACAUUAAGCCGGAGAAUUUACUGGUGGAGUUGGAUAACGACGGUAAUGUGGUUCUAUUAAAGCUCGGAGACUUUGGUCUCGCAUGUGAAGUAACUGAACCAUUGCUUUCGAUCUGCGGUACGCCGACGUACGUUGCGCCAGAAAUUCUGAUGGAAUCGGGCUACGGUGUUAAGAUUGAUGUUUGGGCAGCCGGCAUUAUACUGUACAUUUUACUGUGCGGCUUUCCUCCAUUUGUUUCGCCCGACAAUCAGCAGGAGCAACUGUUCGAUGCUAUUCUGAAUGGGUUCUUCGAUUUUCCAGCUCCGUACUGGAACAACAUCGGCGAUAGUGUGCGCGAUCUGAUCAUCAACAUGUUACAAUCAGAUCCGGAACUAAGAUUUUCCAGCGAAGACAUUCUUGAUCAUCCAUGGUUAACGAGCGACAUUGUGGAUGAUACGCGCGAUCCUAAUGGAAUCGUUCUUGAAGCAAAAUGUGACGAUCCGCUAGAGUCUUUGGUGGGAAUUCCCAUCAGUACGCAAUAGAUGUACCUUUUCACAAUCAUCUUUCACUUGAACGUUCAAUAAGUGGGAGUGAAGUUUCGGUUUUUUUUACAGCAAAAGACUACAUUGACGAGUUUUAUCGGCAGUGGUUAGCACACAUCACGAAAACUCAAUCUCGUUUGGAACUCGGACCUCAAACAAAUCUCACAACAAAACACAGCAAGUGGUAAAAUUUUAAGUGAAAUCGGAAUACUGGAACAGGUUUGUGUUACAUUACAGUAACCAUUUAUUUUAUCAUAUCUAUUUAUCGUGCUUUGACAAAAACCGCUUCGGGAACUUUUCGUUUGUAGUUUACACUUAAGGUGUAAGUUUGUAGAACGUGUGUUGCAAAUACACAAAGCUACAGAUACGCUCACAGGUAUGUUUUGUUUUGUUUUGCACAAUUGCACCAUCACAGAUAACGACAAAUUAUAAACAACUUUAGUUCAUCCCAUCCGACGCGUCCAUACGGAUUUUUCCCAAUGGAUAAGAACAAAGUUAUGAUACUGACUAUCGCUGUUUUCAUAAGUUUAGUUUGUAUACGAAAUACAUAGGCAGUAGCAAUAGGGACAUAUUUUUACCAUCGACAUACAGCGAUUUAAUAUCUAUUUAUUUACCAUCAAUAGAAUGUUUGUAAUGAAAACGCAAAAAAAGAAAACCCGCAUGAACAGGAUUGCUGAGCAAAAAUGUUACUCUUAUUCAGUCAUUAUCGAGAAAUUGUGAAAAUGUUUUUGUUAUUUGCUGGAUGUUUGAUAUUUUAGUUGAGUAGCAAUAUUGUAGCAAUAUCGUUUAUUAUAAGCACGUUUAUGGUUUGUUUUUGUUUUGUAAGUACUAGAUAAAUAUUGAGAUGUGUCGUUAGCACUUGUACUUGUACCGUAAAAAACUGCAAUGUAUGUACCAAACUUUCGACACAUGACGCACAAUCCAAAUUUGCUCUAGAAUAAUGUCCCAAUGCGAUGAUACGGACAACACUAUUCAUAAAGGGUAGUUUGAAACCCUGCUUUCAAUAUUGCCACCCAAACCCACUGUUGAUGGAUGGUUCAGUUUCAUCAAUGAACAUGAAAUACACUGUACGCUAAAGUUAAUGCGAUCUCAAACUGUUCUUUUGUUUUGUACCACUGUUUACUACACGUUCACUGCUGCAUUUAGUUAAUAUGAAUAAUUUUCCCAACGUUUCACUAAUCAUUCCAUUUUUCUCACAUUUGCAGCAUUUCCGUAAUGAGUUCUAAACGAUAGUCUGUAAAAUAUAAACCUCAUAACACACACCCUUUUUAAUGUAAGAAAGUUCUAGCUAAACAAAGCUAAACAGAAGCAGCUUAGAAGAGUUAGAAUUAUAAUACUGACAAGAAAACAAAAAAUAUUGUUUGAUAAUCAUAUCACCUUCACAAGCAAACAAAUCACUGUCUCACCAAAUAGCGUUUUUGGGCAUAAAUCAACAACAAUCUACCAAAAACACCCAUGCAGAAAGGAUUAUUCUAUUAAUGAACAUUUGGCGUAAAAUAUCGAAUGGCCUAGAAAACAAAAGCACCAUACUACUGACUGAGCAGAAAUGUAAAGGAGAAAUGAUCACACAUGAACUGGAUUAUGCUUCGCUUUGUUCGGGUGUUCUCUGGGCUGAUUGUUGUUAUUACAUUUCCAUCGUGGCAAUUAAAUUCAUGCAAAGGGGAACAAACAGACACUGACAUGUUUUUUUUUUCUAUGGAACAGUUUAACGCAACGUGCCUCGAAAAAAAAUGAUAUCAUCCAUUACAGGCAACCAGAAAAUGCGCGGGAACGAUGGCCAUGGUGUCAAGUGUCACCAUAAAUGCAAAUAGAUUACGGUUUUAUAUAUAGAUACGAUAUACAGUUUAUAGACAGCUUAUUGGCUUUUUAGAAUCGUUUACGAACGAAAUCAGAAAACAAUGGUUACAAUAGAAGGCAGGAGAUGGGAAGAUAACACAGUAGGUUUCUCUCAGCCACAUAAUAUCGACGAAUUUCAAUCUGUAAAUCAAGGAACUCACUAUUUCGAUCCAAUUCUCAAACUACUCUACUCUUAAUUCUCUCGAAACACGAUAAACACAACGAGAACAGCACGUGUUGGUACGUCAAUUAGUCUGCAAACUAGCAUCCGUAGCAUAUUAUGCAUCUGAAACGUUGUAAUACACAGAAACCGUCUUCAUCAUUCUGUCCAGCGAGAAGGCUUUUGUUGAGCACUCGGGACUUGCUCUGUUUUCCAUUUUCUGGAGGAUCGUUUCCUGCUUGCGUUGGCUUUAAAGAAAGUUUCAAAAGAAAUCCUCUGCAUGUAUGUGGCAUGUAUAUAUACAUAAGCUUAUCAGCAACAACCCAGAAGGACAAUAAGAUACAGCAGAGUGUGUGCAAUUCUUAUGGACGGUAAAGAAGAAAAUAAAACGAUUAGUAUUGAACGACAAGCUUCCACGUUGAAACCUACAUACAUAGCCCACUAGCCUCGCAAAACCAGAUUGCAACUGUGCUACAGAAUAUGAACUAAAGCUACACGGAACAUCCAUCCAAUAAAAAAAAGCAGUUACAUAGGCAAUCGAAAUACACGACACAUGCAUUAAUGGUUACUUACACAGCGGAAAAAUAUAAUCAGCAUAUUCCGUUAGCAAAAGUAAUGCUGUUAGAGAUGCGUUUAAUUUAGCUGCGCUGCUUUUCUCUUCACUAUCCGUGUGCAGACCAUCGAUAGGGCUGUAAAUAUGAGAACGAGAAUGAAUAUUAUUAUCAAUGGCAUAUAUCUAUCGCAAGUCGUUGAACGAUGGUUAAAGCAAAACAAACGCUCGGCAACAGUUUACGGAUAGUUUACAAAUUAAGUUUAGCUAUAUUUGCGUGAUGUUUGAACAAAUUUUGGUUAGCUUCGCCAAGUGAUACAUAACGAUACAUUUUUCAACGAAAUCAUUAGCAUUUAGCGAGCACUCUCCCGGUUAUGCAUGUUGGAUGAACCUUCUCGGAAUGUAACACUUUAGUGCGCAUUUGGCUAACUUCUACGCUUCCGCUUACAAAGGUACCGUACAAACAGGCACAAUACAGAAGAGUGGAUUAAUCAAAAAUACAUAAUGCAUACGGCGUUUACAGAUAUAAACCUAAAUCGUCCGUGUAGGACGGAAAGUGAAAUCAUAUAUGAAUAAAUUAUUCUAUCGUGAGCUAUGGAAACCCAUGAAGAGAGA